Tinamus guttatus (white-throated tinamou) is the source of this 1266-nucleotide messenger RNA. The record is from RefSeq and is a predicted model, not a curated record. Lineage: Eukaryota; Metazoa; Chordata; Aves; Tinamiformes; Tinamidae.
GGCCUCGGUCCCGAGGAGGAGCCGCCACUUCCCGCAGCGGCAGCUUCAGAGGGUUUUUUGCCGGCGCGGAGCAGGACGAGACGGAACCUGUGAUUGAGGACUUCUACAACCGGACCUGGCUGUACCGAUACGAUGAGCCCAUCACCCCCGCCACCCUCACCACGCUCUGGUCCCUCUCCGUCGCUAUCUUCUCCGUCGGGGGCAUGGUCGGAUCCUUCUCCGUGGGGCUUUUUGUCAAUCGCUUUGGCCGGCGAAACUCCAUGCUCAUGUCCAACGCUCUGGCCUUCCUCUCCGCUGUCCUCAUGGGCUUCUCCAAGAUGGCCUAUUCCUUCGAGAUGCUCAUCCUGGGCCGCUUCAUCAUCGGCCUCUACUCCGGCCUCACCACCGGCUUCGUGCCCAUGUACGUGGGCGAGGUGUCCCCGACGGCUCUGCGGGGCGCGCUGGGGACCUUCCACCAGCUCGGCAUCGUCCUGGGCAUCCUCAUCGCCCAAGUGUUCGGCUUGGACGUGAUCAUGGGGAACGACUCGCUCUGGCCGCUGCUCCUGGGCUUCAUCUUCGUCCCUGCCCUGCUGCAAUGCAUCAUCCUGCCCUUCCUCCCCUCGCGGGGCUGGGCCGCGACGGAGCCACCGGCGCCGCCUCAGGGCGUGGAGCAGCUGGCUGGAAGCGCCGACGAGGACGUGUCCUGCUGGGGACACCCCAAACUCGGCCCCUGGCGAGGAGCUGAUGGCCGUGUGUGUCCCCUCUCUUGGCAGCUCUUCGUGGUGGAGCGCGCCGGGCGCAGGACCCUGCACCUCAUCGGCUUGGCGGGCAUGGCCGGCUGCGCGGUGCUCAUGACCAUCGCCCUGACGCUGCUGGACCAAAUGCCCUGGAUGUCCUACCUCAGCAUCGUUGCCAUCUUCGGCUUCGUGGCCUUCUUCGAGAUCGGUCCGGGCCCCAUCCCCUGGUUCAUCGUGGCGGAGCUGUUCAGCCAAGGCCCUCGUCCCGCUGCCUUCGCGGUCGCCGGGUUGUCUAACUGGACCUCCAACUUCAUCGUGGGCAUGGGCUUCCAGUACAUCGCGCAACUCUGCGGCUCCUACGUCUUCAUCAUCUUCACGGUGCUGCUAGUCCUCUUCUUCAUCUUCACCUACUUCAAGGUGCCGGAGACGAAGGGCCGGACCUUCGACGAGAUCGCGUCCGGCUUCCGCCAGGGCGGCGCGAGCCAGAGCGACAAGACCCCGGACGAGUUCCACAGCUUGGGCGCCGACUCGCAGGUCUAACGGCGCCGGC